UUCAAUGGUUAAUCCUUGUAUACCCGACCCCAUUGUUGUCAUAAUUGGAGCUGGAAUUGCUGGUUUAUCGGCUGCACAACAUUUAGCGCGUGGUGGUAUCAAAAAUUUUAUUAUUUUAGAAGCUACUGACCGUCCCGGUGGAAGAAUUCAUUCAAAAUGGCUAGGUGAUGUGGUCACAGAAAUGGGAGCACAUCAUAUUGAAGGGGGAUGUUCUGAAAAUCCAAUUUUUAAUUUAGCAUGUCAAGAAGGGUUGUUAAAGCCACCUUUACCACGUUCAAAAUCUCCAAAUUGUGGCCUGUUUUGUACAAGCGAAGGAAAAAUAAUCAAUUUGGACAUAUGUAUUAGUGCAUAUAAGGUUUUUCAACAAAUUCAACAAGAAGCAACUUCGUUAUUUUCAUUAGGAACAAAUUUUCCAAAUUGUAAUUUACUUGAAUUUCUUGGUUUACGAAUUAAACAAGAAUUAUAUAAUUUUCCCGAAGAAAAACGCUAUGAUGCCGAAAAAGUAUUAAACAGUUUAGUACACCUGUUAAAGAAUCGAUGUGGAGAGGAUUUAACUUUAGUAAGUCCAAGUCAUUUUGGAAGUAUUAUGCCAAUCCCUGGUGGAAAUAUACCUGUGCCAUUUGGAUACGUGAAUAUAAUUGCACCAUUACUUCGUGAAUUACCUGAAGAUUCUGUACAAUAUCGUAAGCCUGUGAAAACUAUAACUUGGAAUCAAAGUGAAAACAUUCGGGCAAUAGUUCAUUGCGCUGAUGGGGAAGAAAUUCCAGCUGAUUAUGUAAUAAUUACUGUAUCGUUAGGAGUAUUGAAAAAAAAUAUGGAUACAAUGUUUGCUCCCCAACUGCCAUCCGAAAAAGUUGAAGCAAUUAACAAACUUGGCUUUGGUGUUGUUGAUAAAAUUUAUUUAGAAUAUGAUCGGCCAUCAUGGAUUUGGGAAGAAAGUGAGAUAAAAUUUGCUUGGUCACCAGAUGAAUUUCAAGAUCGUAUGGAUUGGACUAAAGGUGUAACAACUGUGGAACAAGUAGCAGGUAGUAAUCACGUGAUAUGCGCUUGGAUUUCUGGUAAAGAAGCUAUUGAAAUGGAAAUGUGUUCAAACAAGGAUGUUGCUGAAGGUAUUACUCAUCUACUGCGACAAUUUUCGAAUGAUCCUAGCUUUCCUAUGCCUAAAAAUCUAGUACGUUCAAAAUGGGGCACAAAUCCAUAUUUUUUAGGUGCUUACAGUUUUAUGGCAUUAGAAAGUAAAAUGGAGCAUAGAAAUAGUCUUACAUCACCCAUACCUGGAAUAUGUGAGCCCAUUCCCCCAAUUUUAUUAUUUGCUGGGGAAGCUACAUGCAUAGGUCAUUUUUCGACUGUUCAUGGCGCUCGAUUAAGUGGAAUUCGUGAAGCUGAACGUAUUAUACAAUUUACUGAAAAUUAUACUGGCUCAACAGAUAUUUGGUUGCUUUGA
Chrysoperla carnea is the source of this 1444-nucleotide messenger RNA. Its product is annotated as peroxisomal N(1)-acetyl-spermine/spermidine oxidase-like. The record is from RefSeq and is a predicted model, not a curated record. NCBI's taxonomy places the organism in Eukaryota, Metazoa, Arthropoda, Insecta, Neuroptera, Chrysopidae. Gene Ontology annotation, molecular function: polyamine oxidase activity. The transcript has 2 exons. The coding region runs from base 5 to 1444 and encodes 479 amino acids.